Molecule: messenger RNA, 2535 nt
Organism: Blepharisma stoltei
Lineage: Eukaryota; Ciliophora; Heterotrichea; Heterotrichida; Blepharismidae
Source: the annotation of a GenBank genome assembly
AUGGCAAUUCUCAAAGAAGACUCCUCAUAUACCCAUAUAAUCGCUAUAGACUUCGGAACUGGUGCAUCAGGCUACGCAAUAACUCCUCGUCUCAAAGAAAACGGCAAAGCGCGCAUCGAAGUUUUUAAUCCAUGCGAUGACACAGACGAUCAAAAGGCAAUCACAGCAAUUCUCUUCGACUCCAACUUCAAAUUCCUGGCUUUCGGCUCCCAAGCACUCCAACAAUACGCAGAAAUCAUUGAUGACGGCGACAACGCUUUGCUAUUCCAAACUUACAAAAUGCAUCUGCUCCAUCUUCACAGCAACGCUGUCUCUGUAGAUGGUCGUGAAAUGCCCCUUAUGAAAGUAAUUUCUGACUCCCCCCCCUUAAAUUGGAACAAAAUAUCGGUAAAAUUUCCACUUUUUUGGUAAAUUAACCCCCCUUUUAAAUUGGAACAAAAUUUAAUUUUAUAAUAAAAAAUUAUAUAUAAUUUUUAUCUAAAAAGUUUUGAUAUAAGUUAAAUGUUUCUUCUUAACUAAAAUUAAAAAUUUAUUUAUAUCUUGCUCUUUUUUAAAGAAAAAAGGUAUAAAGAGCAUCUUAUUUAAAUAAAUUUAUUAUUCUUAAUUGGUAAAUUUUAAAAAAAAAAUUAAUUUUUUUUUUUUAAAAAUUUUUCAAAACAAUUUUUGUUUUUUUUGAUAAAAAAUGAUAUUUUUUAUUUGGAUAGUUUUGAUAUAAAUUCAAUAGGAAUUCUUUAUAAAAUUUAAAAAUUUACUUAUUUCUUGCUUUAUUUUAAAGAAUAGAGUAUAAAUAACAUCUUAUUCAAACAAAAUUUAGCACUUUGAUCGAUUUUUUUUUUUUUUAAUUUUUUUUAUCAAUAAAAAUAAUAAUUUUUGUGUAAAUAAUUUUGAUACCAAUUAAUAGUGGCGUAUUAACUAAUAAUGAAAAUUUAGUUAUAUCUUGCUUUAUUUUAAAGGAUAAAGAGUAAAUAGCGUUUUAUUAAGCAAAUUUAUUGAUCUAAUUCGAUAAGUUUUUGAAUUUUUUUUUUUUAAAAAUUUUUAUAUCUUUUAUAAAAAAUUUUAUAUUGAUAUUUUUUUUAAAAAAAACAAAAUAACGCCCCUUUAAAUUGGAACAAAAUUUUUUAGUUCCAAUUUAAAGGGGGGGGGAGUGAGACUCUUCGAUUUAUCUCUGACAAAGCUAUCCAGAAACUAUCAGAGCAAGUGGGAAAAGUCAUAAAAACAAAAAUCAUGUGGGUUUUAACAGUCCCAGCAUUAUGAAGUGAAGAGCAUAAGCAGUUCAUGAGAAACGCUUGUGUGGAAGCAGGGAUUAUUACAGAGCUGAAUUCACCAAAUUUACUGCUGUGUUUAGAGCCUGAAGGAGCUUCAAUUUCGGUUAGAGAAGACAGUGAAGAAAGCAUUAAGCAGCAAAUGAAAAAAGAUACAGUGGUGAUGGUGCUUGAUUGUGGAGGAGGAACAGUGGAUAUCACAAUUCAUAAAUUACUAUGUGAGCCCGAAGAAAAAUUUUUGUGCGAAGAAUUAUUGCCAAGCAGUGGAGGCUGCGAAUGGGGGUCGAAGUUUGUGGACGUGUAUUUUGAAGAGUUUCUAAAAGAGUUCUUUGGAGAUGAACUGUUUGGAAGAUAUAUGAGAAACGCUGUAGGAAGACUUGAUAUCUUAAAACACUUUGAAAUGCUUAAACGGAAAUUCUGCCCUGGAAUUGAUGAAAGAUCGAGGUUGCAGCUAAGCUAUAUGGGAGAAGAUUUAACUGCACAAAUAUUGUCAAGCUUAGUAAAAAACUACAACAAAUCCCACCCUCCAGAAUUUGAGCUUAAGCAGAGAGGGUCGUCCAGCUUAGACCUUCCGACUCCUCUUAUGGCUUCAUUCUUCCAGCCUCUAUUUGAAAAUAUCAAGUCCAAAGUAGCUCAGCUUGAAUCUCAAGUCCUCAACAAAAACGAGCAGCUUGGCUUCAUCUUUAUGGUCGGUGGGUUUUCUGAAAGUCCUUUCCUUAAACAAGAAAUAAAGAAACAGUUCGAAACUGAAAAACUUCAAGUUCUUGUUCCUCGGCGUCCUCAAGUAAGUGUGGUCCGAGGGGCAUGCUUAUUUGGCCUCGACCCUCAUUCCAUUACUUCUCGCAUUGUCAAGAGAACUUAUGGGAUCAACACCCUCACUACUUUUGACCCAGAGCGGCACCCAGAAACCAAAAAAGUGAUAAUUGAAGGGGAAGAGUUCUGUGAAGACGUUUUCGAUCCUUUUGUGAGAGCUGGAGACUCUGUAGGCGCUGAAGAAGUGCAUACAAAGACCUAUUGUCCAGUGAGGUCCAGACAAACAGUUAUGAGGAUCAUUUUUUACUGCACUGAUUCUAGAGAUGUAGAUUUCGUAGAUGAGGAGGGAGUCGAGCAGUUAGGAGAACUGACUAUCGAUAUAGGAAGGCCUUUCCAGUCAGUUGAAGAUAAAACUGUUAAAGUCACACUAAGAUUCGGAAGCACCCAUAUUUAUGCUGGAGCGACUAAUAAAGAUGGGACUGAGAUUAGGAACUGCGAAUUUAGAUUUGAUGACUCGUAA